ACUUCAGUUUCUGACACCUACCCUAGCAAAAGGGCCCAGGCUUCUCCUGAAAUUUUAAGCACUGCGCAGGGAGUUAGUGCUUGAUAGUUUCCAGGACCUUAACAAAUAUGAGCUUUCUCUCUUCACAGACUUUAAAAUACUACUAAUACCAAUCCUAUGAUGAAAAUUAUUCUGAACGUCAGUAACUCACCCAGAGUCACAACGUUGGCAAGCAGCAGAGCCAGGAUCUGAACCCAUGUGUGUACCAAGCUUAAGUUCGGGAUAAAGGGAGAUGUCCUUUCUAGAAUUCAGUAUUGGUACAGAGGAGUGGGUACUUUAAUGUCUUUUCCAGCCCUGGGAAAAAUGACUCUUUUCAUUGAUGUCUUGCAAUUGCACAAUAGUGAGCAAGAGAUCCCAUUUUAUGUGCUUGGGACAAAAUAAUCUCAGCAACAAGUGCAGUGCACUGUCCCCUUGAGCCCCUCUCUUUACCCAUAUGCCAUCACCUCCAACAAGGUGCAUCUCUCUGAGUUUCUUGCUCACCCAUGUCUCUAGAACCACAUGACCAGCUGUCAUCCCAGUGUGUCAGGUUGCCUGACAUCUCUGUAUUUUGACAUUUGCUGUUCCUUUGGGCGCCUGUCCCUAUUCACUUCUUCUAACUAACACAUCACUAGCCUUCAAAGUCCGGCUCAACUAUCCCUUCUUCAGGGAAGCCUUCCCUGGUCAGGCAGUCAACUUUGAAUGUCUCUCAUUUAGGCCCCCAUAGCCAACUGUGCUUGAUGUACUUGUGGUCUCCUUAACUAGACUCAAGUCUUUGUGAGGCCACAGAUUAGUGGCCUGGUUCACUUGGUGAUGUCUCUUUUUGUGAUGUUGGCAGUUGGUAUGUGUGUAGAAAAUAUUUGCUUUAAAAAAUCCAUGAAUUAGUUAAUAACACCUGAAGGCAAACUAGGCACAUCUCACCUUUCUUCUGAAACGUCCCUUUCCUACACCACAGAAGGGGCACUCAGUGUUUCCCCCACAUUCAGACUAUACCUGGAAUCCUGAACUUAAUUCCUGGUGCUUCAGUCUAAGUGAGACAAAGACAAAUCUGAUAUUAUUCUGAGAUUAGUGAAGAGAGCUAAAAGGAACUAAGGUGUCCAAAUCCUGUCUUGAAAUAUCUGAAAGGUUAAAAUGUGGGGAAAAAAUUUGACUUACAGAGCACAAAGCUUAGCUAUACAAUAAUGAAUAAAGAAUGUAUAUAUAUAUAUGUGUAUAUGUGUGUGUGAUAUAUAUAUAUAUAUUCAUCAUUGAGGAGAAUUUUUAAAUAGAUGCCUUAGGGGCAUUGAGACUCCAGUUGGUGGUUUGGUUGGUUCUGGGAACAUUGAGGUACUGUUCAUCACUGAAAUUUUAUGAUUUAGCUGAAUAGCCCAAGGGCAGAACACUGGGGGAGAUCAACCAGUACCUUCCACAGGCAACUGCACAGGACCAAAGUCCCAGGAUGUUUGUUCUCUUUCUGCUGUGCAUAGUCUUUCUGGUCUGCAUGAGUAAGGGUAAGUCCUGGAGACAGAGGAAGGGUUGGUUGUUGAUUAAGAGAUGGGAAGAUGCUGGGGGAGGAGAAAUUUCCAGAAUUGGCUCUUGGGGCUUUGGCCGAUGCAUGUGUGAUUAUGACAGGGAAACUUCUUUCCACAGGUGAAUUUCGUGAACAUCUGAUAGGUAUGACCACAGCUAGUCUAAAGUCCUUGGUAAAAAGGUUAUUGGUGACAUUUUUGGAGUAAACCUUCCCCUCCAUCUUUUAAGAAAGCUGUUUUCCAUUCCUACUAUAGAAUCCUAGGAGUUUGAUCUUCUCCCGGACCAAUUUAGUCCAUUUCGUGGAGUAAAGAAGCUAAAGUCCCCGUCUUUGCUUCCUCUUCCCCAUUACUGGACAAAAUCAUUAGGCUACAUAAGGUGUUCAUUACUUGGGGACCAUAGAUAAAUUUUACAGGAACUCCAACCUUUUGAGAUUAUAUACAAUAUUUGAUUUAUGUCUGUAUAAGUUAGCUUUCACAAGAUUAUCAAAGGGAUCAGGGUCCCUAGAAAAGUUGGGAACCACUAGUCAAUAGUAAGUUCCUGUUGGGAAGCCCCCAGGCCUGGAGAACCUUCUCCUUACUGCAUCCUUUAAGCACCUCUUUCUGUGUCUGGCAGAGCCUUCAACGAUGUGUUAUAAAUGUAAAAAAUAUCAUCUUGGGAUAUGCUAUGAAGGCAUGAGGUCCUGCACCCUGAAGUACCACCAGACCUGUGCUGUUGAAAACAUUUACUUACUUACCAGAAAAGGGCGGAGUAUGUAUUUUUAUUCAAAACUGUCGUGUAUGACCAACUGUGAGGACAUCAACUUCUUAAGUUUUGAAAAGAGGACAGAGCUCAUCUGUUGCAAACAUAAAAACUAUUGCAACCUCCCUGAGGGAGUCUAGUUCUGCAUCUCUCCUGGAUUUUUGAUUAUUCUUCAACUCACCAUCCCCCUUAUCUUUUCCCCCAAACCUGUAUUUUGCUCUCCACUUCUAACCAAUGGUAGAGAGUGAGAAAGCCAGCUGGUAGUGAAGAGUAGCCAUCAUAAGGAGGCUACUAGGAGAUAACUGAUUCUCAUUAAUUAUGGAGCACUAGACGGAAUUUUUGCAAAUCCCCGCGCACAGCGUUUUGGUUUUCUUACGGUGCUGCCAUGAAUAGUGUUGGGUUUUAAAUUGGUUAUUUAUUAUCUCCUAUAUGGAAAUGCAAAGACUUGGGUCAAAAUAAUCCCAAGCUCGUCCUGGGAAUUCUGUGAUCAUACUUUAUCCUUGUCCAUACCCACUCCUCUGGGCUGGGAUUCUCUCUUGAUUAGCUCUGACACCUGGCACUCUCCUUUUGCCCAUGGGUUUUGGAGAUAAAAGAAGACUAACUCCAGUUUCCCAAUUUUCUGGCAACGUGAGCCACAUCUUUCUCUGGUAGAGCUCUUAGGAGGAAUCUCAGGCCAGGAAAAAACUGGACAGGCAAAGGGAUGAGGCAUCAAGAAAAAUUUUAGGGGCAUUUCAGUUUGUGGAAACUAAGAUAUGAGAAACAGUUUGGUGUGGGUGGAGUUAUCAUGGCCCUUCCUGGACAGGUAGCCAGGUAGCACAUGGUUGAACUAGGUUAUUGAAUUGGAAAUGGAAACCUUGUGCCAGAAUGGCUGGUCAGUCUCCUCUCAUAAGAAUGUGAAAAAAAUGUUGAUAAUAAAGCAGGUUAAGAUAAUAGAAUGUAUAGAGAUGCCAUGUGGUAGUGUUCCAGUUACAAGGUGUCCUAUGUAUGAUGCAGUUAUGAGUAAACAGAAGGGAUGAUAUAGCAGAAGCUAGUGGGGGUAGGAAGAGAUGCAGGUGACACAGAAUGAAACAAAUAGAGAGAAACUGUGUAGCGUUGGUGGUGAAACAACCCACCUGUGGCCAAGGUGGUGAAGCUUCCCUGGGUAUAGAAUAACCCUGACAUUUCUCUCCUUGUGAAUGAAGCUUACUACAGUUCUUGGUCCUGGAUUUCCACAAUCAUUUUUCUCCCUUACUAUGCCAUAUGAAAUUCUUACAGUAAAACAAUUACCCCUCUACUUGAAGAGUUUGGUGUACUCUCUGCCUUUGUCUGCGCCUGAAAAUAUAAUCCUUCCUGAGGAAUUCUCAUCUGGGAUUUUAGCUGGGAUGAAGAAAGACAUGUAGAUAACUUUUUCAAAAUAGGCAGGCAGGUUGGAAAAGCCAAUGUAACAUGGAUAUUUUGAGUUAGGGAAGCAACAUAUAUUUUUUAAAAUUUUAUUGAAGUAUAGUCGAUUUACAAUGUU
Molecule: messenger RNA, 3760 nt
Organism: Aethalodelphis obliquidens (Pacific white-sided dolphin)
Lineage: Eukaryota; Metazoa; Chordata; Mammalia; Artiodactyla; Delphinidae
Gene: PATE2
Product: prostate and testis expressed 2
Exons: 2
Coding region: 2148-2402 (84 amino acids)
Source: RefSeq, a predicted model, not a curated record